AUGGCGAUCGCGACGCCGCCGCCGUCUUCGGAUGCGGUAGUGAUAUCAUCGCCAUCGGCACCUAUGAAGCACGGUGCAUACACGCGUCGUUCAGCGCUCGCAACUCCCCCGCCAUCCUCGCCAACACGCGACCAUCCGUUCGGGCUCUUUGUCGAGGCGCUUGAUUACGCCGCACAACGCAAAGGCACAUCGCCUAUCAAGCGCGCACAUCUUUUAAAAGCGCGCACAGCCGUUGUGAAAGCUCCCGCACUUGGAAUUCACCCCGCCGAGCCACUCGAUUUGCUUCGUGCUGAUCACUCGCAUACGCUUGCCAUUGGACGCGCCAAGGUCCUGGAUAGCGACACUGCAUGUACCAUGUGUCCGACGUUUAUUGGGACGCUUCCGCUAGUAAAUGUGUGCUUGCCGGGCGAUGCGCGCCAUGUAAGCAGGCUCCAUGCAUUCCUGCGGUGGGUGCCUUUUACGAGCGCCGACGCGCGCCCGGACGCGAUUCCGGGCACGUUUGUUUUGCGCAUUGUGGGGCAAAAUGGUCUGAUUGUCAAUGGAAAGCGGCUGCGUGUAGGGCAGGUUGUGCGCGUCGAGCCGGGCAAAACAGUGAUUGACUUUUUCGGGCACCCCAUGCAAUUCGUUGCUUCUGAGCCGGUCGUGCCGCCUGCAGCACCGCCGCAACAGAGGCGUUCUGACGGUUCGUCGCCCCAGAAGCGCGUCGUACACGAACGCGAUACCACGGACGCUGUUCCUCCUAGCUCUCCGGGUGUGUUUGCCCGCGAGCAUGUCCCUAGCUCGCCAAGCAGUGACAGUCAAUGCGAGAUGCCGUUUCUGCCUUCGAGCCCUUCGCACCGCGCAUCCACCCUACCUGCACGCUGCACACUAGCAGAAGAGAACAGCGAGGGCACCACGGCGCUGCAUGUAAUCGAUGAUGACCCAUUCUCCGCGCCCGAACCCAAAGCCAAGCUGAGCGAGUCACCUCUUGUACUUGCACGCGAUUUGGCUGCGCGUUUAGCGCAGACCUACGACGUUGCUGGCCUGCUUGCUGGCGCGAUUGUGUUUCACCGGACCGCAACCAUCUCUUCCAGCGAGGCGGUACGCUCCGUGCUCAGCACGAACCCCGGCAUGCUCCGCGGCGAGGCAGGCGCUCGCACGAUAGCCUAUUCCCCCUCCAAGUGCCGCCUGCAGUCUGAGAGCGAUGGCCGCGUUCCAGCGUACGGCCAAGCCAUUGCUGGAUGGCAAGAGGGGGCCGCGUGGCAGACGCAUGCUCGGCGUGCGUGGCACGAGCUGUUGGAGGCCGAGCUGCAGCGCGCGCCCAUGUUUGGCGCGAUUCAACGACCUGGCAAAGAUACGAGCGGCAACCCUCUUGAGUGUUGGUACUAUUACGACAAAGAAAAUGACCCUGACCUUGAGCGUGCUGUGAAUUUGGGUGCGUUUGUGAAGCCCAUGCGUAAUGCUGUGCGCAGCCAGAAGCCCAUCUUUUGGAAAAAGAGCGAGUAUAGUCGUGCAACGAGCUCUGCUGGCAAUGGACUCGAUCCGUACGAAGACGACAAGUUGCCAUACUCGCCGCGCAGUCAGUAUGGCGGGGAGAGCACUGGCGACGAGUCCGGCGAUGCUCGCCAAGCAAAGCGUGCGCGCAAACUCGACUCGGACGAAGCCAAGCUGCGACGGGGAAGCGGUAAAAAUAAGUUAGGCACUAUCUAG
Molecule: messenger RNA, 1689 nt
Organism: Malassezia vespertilionis
Lineage: Eukaryota; Fungi; Basidiomycota; Malasseziomycetes; Malasseziales; Malasseziaceae
Exons: 1
Coding region: 1-1689 (562 amino acids)
Molecular function (GO): protein binding
Source: RefSeq, a predicted model, not a curated record